Abrus precatorius (Indian licorice) is the source of this 2923-nucleotide messenger RNA. RefSeq names its product G-type lectin S-receptor-like serine/threonine-protein kinase At1g11300. The record is from RefSeq and is a predicted model, not a curated record. The coding region runs from base 92 to 2671 and encodes 859 amino acids. NCBI's taxonomy places the organism in Eukaryota, Viridiplantae, Streptophyta, Magnoliopsida, Fabales, Fabaceae. The transcript has 7 exons. Gene Ontology annotation, molecular function: ATP binding; protein serine/threonine kinase activity. Gene Ontology annotation, biological process: protein phosphorylation; recognition of pollen.
AGGCACGCAUUAAUUGUUAUGAAAGCAAGUUUGAACUUCUCAUUAUGAUGCCGUACGGUGCUGACUCGUAAUUGGGAAGUGUAAAAUCUUAAUGAAGAAAGAGGUGCCCUUAGGAUCAAGUUGUGUAGAUCUUAUACAACCUAUAUUCAUCCCAGUAAUGGGUUUCAACAGCUACUCAAAUUUGUUCUUUAUUUUGUUGAUGCUGUGUUGUUAUUUGUUAGAAGUUGGGGUUGCCUUAGACACCAUCACAUCAUCUCAUUUCAUGAAGGACCCAGAAACUCUAAUUUCCAAAGAUGGUAACUUCACAUUGGGAUUCUUCAGCCCAGAAAAUUCUACAAAUCGCUACGUUGGAAUUUGGUGGAAGUCUCAAUCCACAGUCAUAUGGGUUGCUAACAGAAACCAGCCAUUGAAUGGUUCUUCUGGGGUUGUUGCAAUAUCUGAAGAUGGCAAUCUUGUGGUAUUGAAUGGACAAAACCGAGUUAUUUGGUCAUCAAAUGUGUCAACUACAACAUCCAACACUAGUUCCCAGUUUUCAGACAACGGAAAACUUGUUCUCAUGGAAAGCACUAAAGGAAUCAUAUUAUGGGAUAGUUUUCAGCAACCUUCAGAUACAAUACUCCCUGGUAUGAAAUUAUCAUGUAACAAAAGAACGGGUGAGAAAGUAAAAAUUACAUCAUGGAAAAGCCCUUCUAAUCCAUCCAUCGGGAGCUUCUAUUAUAGUAUUGAACGCCUAAAUCUUCCCGAAAUAUUCAUUUGGAAUGAAAGUAGACCAUACUGGCGCAGUGGUCCAUGGAAUGGUGGAGUCUUUAUAGGGGUACAGUGGAUGGUGACAAGUGCAUAUAUUACUAGUUUUCGUGGUGGAGAUGAUGGGAAAGAAAAUAUUGAAUUCUAUUACACAAUUCCAAAUGAAUUACUUUUUUAUAUCUAUAGCCUGAAUUCACAAGGCCAAACUCAAUUAAAAUAUUGGAAUGAUGAGACCAAAGAAAUGCAAGUUAGGUGGACUAGUCUCCAAUCUGAAUGUGAUGUUUAUGGUGUAUGUGGUGCAUUUGCAAAUUGUGAUUCAAAGAGCUCACCAAUAUGCAGCUGUUUGAAAGGGUUUGAACCAAGGAACAAAUGGGAAUGGAAUAGACAAAACUGGACUAGUGGAUGUGUUAGGAGGACUCCUUUGCAGUGUGAAAGGGUCAAAGAUCAAAACACUAGUGUAGAUAGAAAGGAAGAUGGUUUUUGGAAACUGCAAAUGGUUAAAGUUCCAGAUUUUGCAGAAGGAUCAACUGUUACACAAGAUAUAUGCAGAAGCCAGUGCUUGGAGAAUUGCUCUUGCGUUGCGUAUUCUCACGAUGCAGCCAUUGGCUGUAUGUCUUGGACUGGGAAUCUACUUGACAUUCAGCAUUUCUAUGAUGGAGGUGUUGAUCUAUAUGUUCGUCUAGCUCAUACAGAAUUUGAUAUGUUAGAUAAAGGAACAAAUAAAACAAUCAUCAUCAUUACAAUUACAGUGAUAUUAGGAACUAUCAUAAUUGUUACUUGUGUAUAUGUCAUGUGGAGGACUUCUAAUCAGCCAGGAAGGGGAAAGAAGAACAAAGCUUUCAUGCUGUGUAACAAAGUUGAAAUAUCAGAUGGCCUUACAAGCAACAACGUUAUUGGAGAAAUAUCACAAGUUAAACUCCAGGAGCUAUUACUAUUCAAUUUGGAAAAGCUUGUAGUGGCCACAAAUAACUUCCACUCAUCCAACAAACUAGGGCAGGGUGGUUUUGGUCCGGUCUACAAGGGGAAACUGCAAGAUGGUCAGGAAAUAGCUGUUAAAAGACUUUCUAGAGAAUCUGGACAAGGGCUACAAGAAUUCAUGAAUGAAGUAGGCGUGAUUUCCAAGCUUCAACACCGAAAUCUUGUAAGACUUCUUGGCUGCUGUAUUGACGGCGACGAAAAGAUGUUGAUAUAUGAGUACAUGCCAAACAAAAGUUUGGAUGCUUUUGUCUUUGACCCAUCAAAAAAUGAACUCCUAGAUUGGAAGAAGCGCUUUAGGAUAAUAGAAGGAAUUGCUCGAGGAAUGCUUUAUCUUCACAGAGAUUCCAGACUAAAAAUUGUUCACAGAGAUUUGAAGGCAAGCAAUAUUUUGUUAGAUGAAGAGCUGAAUCCAAAAAUAUCGGACUUUGGUAUGGCUAGAAUCUUUGGAGGGACUGAAGACCAGGCCAAUACAAACAGGGUUGUUGGAACUUAUGGCUAUAUGUCCCCUGAGUAUGCAAUGCAAGGAUUGUUUUCAGAAAAAUCAGAUGUCUUUAGCUUUGGUGUUUUGAUACUAGAGAUUGUUAGUGGGAAACGAAACUCAAGCUUUUAUGACAAUGAACAUGCUCACCUUUUAGGAUUUGCAUGGAUACAAUGGAGGGAAGGAAAUAUUUUGUCUUUAAUAGAUACAGGGAUAUAUGAUCCUAGUCAUCAUAACCAUAUUUUAAGGUGCAUACACAUAGGACUUCUAUGUGUACAAGAACAUGCUGUAGACAGGCCUACUAUGGCUGUUGUAAUUUCUAUGCUUAACAGUGAGAUUGCAUAUCUUCCUCCUCCAAGUCAACCUGCAUUCAUCCUGAGGCAGAAUAUGUUGAGUUCAGAGUCAUCUAAAGAAAGUCAUCAACUCUGCUCCAUCAAUACUGUUAGUAUUACAGACAUGAAUGGUAGAUAGCAAACUGAGAGCACUAAAACUGGAUUUUGAAGACAGUGCAAAUGAGGCAAAUACUAGACAUUCUGUCAGAGCACUGAAAAUUUGUUCCCUUAUUUGACGAAGUACAUUGUAGCAAACUUAGAGAACUGAGCAAUAACUUAAGCACCACAGUUUAUAAUUUAAUGAUUUUACAUCUCCAGAAUAUACCUUGAUGUGGUUGUUUAAACAGAACUCUGAAAUAUUCUCUGUUUUGCUGAUUGAUGUAUGGUUUGG